This is a messenger RNA of Penicillium samsonianum, 1038 nucleotides long. RefSeq lists its product as uncharacterized. Lineage: Eukaryota; Fungi; Ascomycota; Eurotiomycetes; Eurotiales; Aspergillaceae. The record is from RefSeq and is a predicted model, not a curated record. The transcript is spliced from 2 exons. The coding region runs from base 1 to 1038 and encodes 345 amino acids.
AUGGGGGGCUUCAAACUGGUCAUGAAGCGUCUCAGCCCUAGCAAAAAUCUUAUACCGAUUGCUGCUGACCCCCCUAUCCGUGCAGAAGCGCCACAAGUCAAUCUCCCGCAUGUGGACACGCAAUUGAACAUGCACCAGCAUAACGGAUUCCUCGACGAACUAGCCCCCGAAGGCCAAAAUGGUGACUACAAUCAAGCCUCCUCGUCUCCUUCGAACCCUCCGAACCCUUCCGCGACCCCCGCCGACACGAGCAAUGGCGAUGCCCCCACAUCUGAAUGGUCAGCAGUCGGCCACGCAGCAGCGACAGGGAAAUCAGGACGUGUUAUCCACAAUCUCCAGGAGGAAAUAGCACGUUUAACGCGUGAAUGCACACUCUACAAGUCCCGCGCGGAGGAAUACCAAAGAACCAACGAGGCCUACAAGAUCCAGCAACAAAACAUGAACGAGCGCCUACGGAACCUUGAGCAAGUCAACGAGACUAACCUCAAUUCAAUUGCACGGAAAGACCGGAAGCUGGAGGAACUAAGAACGGAGCUCCAGCACGAGCGUAGCAAGCGGCAUGACGCGGAAAAGGACGCAAACCACACCAACCAGACGAUGCGCGAGGAGCGCGAGAACCACAAUCGCGAACAAGCCCGGUUACUAGAGAUCGCCAAGCACCACGAGACACAGUACGAAGUGCUGUCCAGCGCGACGAAACGCGACAAGGCGGAGUUUGCAAAACGAAUCAACGCCAUCUGGGCCGAGUUCACCACUAUCGCCAACGCGCAGAAAACACAUAUACACUCCACCGAGCGGCUAGAGGUUCUCGCAGAUCAGAAGAAUAGGGAAUUCGACACCCUCAAGGAAUCUUAUGAGAAGCUGCUCUCCCAGCACUCCGCGUAUAAGGAACUGAAGGAUAACGACUUCCGGGAAACGAUUGAAUCGGCAAAAUCCAACAACGACAUGAUUGCCGGGGUUCUUGCUCAGCUCAAAGAGACUGAAACAGAAAUGAGGUGGGCGAUCCGGCUCAAUGAAAGUCGACAAAGCACUGAAUAA